UCUCACUCCUUUUUCCUCUAAACCUCCAUCUCUGCAAAACACUAUCGAAAACUCUACCCCUCGCCCCAAUAUACUUCCUCUUCUCUCUCCCUAUUAUUGGGCAUUUGGGGUUGUAGAGUCUCUCGCUGCGCUUUUUCGCAGUUUUCUGCAAUACCCAGUACUAUUCCUGUUACCAAAUUCUCUAUGGUCCCUUCUUUUAUUAGGUCUAGCUAUAAAAGCAUUUCACAGUGUCUCCUUGUUUCGAUUUUCAUAUCGUAAUUCUGCAUUACGUACAGUAGUAUGCUAAUUAAGCUUGGUUUUUCUGCUGAAUUUGAAUUGCAUGGGAAUUGAGAGGAGGUUGGCUGAUAGGAGAGACAAAAACUUUUCUGAAUUACCCGAAGAGACGAACACCAACAAUAAAUCAAUGAAGAAUAACCGGCGACGUCAGAAGAAGACGUCUUCGGUUCAGAAACUAUUCAACACAUGCAAGGAAGUGUUUGCCUAUGGUGGGACUGGGAUUAUUCCACCCCCUCGAGACAUUGAGAAGCUGCGGUCUAUUUUAGAUGGAAUAAGACCAGAAGAUGUUGGCCUGACACCUGAAAUGCCACAUUUCGGGACAAGCCGUGCCCAAAGAAUGCCAAAAAUCACAUACCUGCAUAUCUAUGAAUGUGAAAAAUUCUCGAUGGGAAUAUUUUGCUUGCCACCUUCUGGUGUUAUUCCUCUUCAUGAUCACCCCGGAAUGACGGUUUUCAGCAAACUUCUCUUUGGGACCAUGCACAUCAAAUCAUAUGACUGGGUGACCGACUUGUCCCCGCACAAUCCUACCAGCUUCAAACCAACGGAGAUCGAGAGUUCAGAAGUGCGGUUGGCUAAAGUGAAGGUUGAUGCAGAUUUCACUGCUCCUUGCAACACCUCUAUCCUUUAUCCGGCGGAUGGAGGAAACAUGCACUGCUUCACCGCAGUGACAGCAUGUGCAGUUCUCGAUGUUCUUGGCCCUCCAUAUUCUGAUCCUCAUAGGAGGCCUUGCACUUACUACCUUAGUUACCCUUAUUCCAGAUUUUCAGUAGAAGGAAUGUCCGUAGCACAAGAGGAAGAGAAGGCUUACGAGUGGCUUCAAGAGAGGGGGAAACCUGAGGGUUUACAAGUAGUUGGAGCCAUGUACGGAGGCCCAAAGAUUGUGGAGCACUGAACUCAUCAUCUUACAUCAUCAUCAUCAUCAUCAUGUUCCUCCCUGGUCCCUUAAGUCUUUUCGAUAUUAUAUAUAGGUUCUGAGUGCUGACAGAUUUUCUAUUAAUGAAGAAAGCCGAUUAGACCCCAGCCUUGUCUGAACGGCUGGUGAAACUUUUUCUGAGAUCUUUUUCCCUUAUGCCCCCUUUUUUUUUUCCAGUUUUAAUUUUAUGUUCUCACAGGCACCUAGUGAUGUUUUUUCAGACGACAGUUCUGUUGUUGUAUAUACAGAUCAAAAAACAGUAAAUGAUAAAAACAGAUUUACAGCA
Molecule: messenger RNA, 1475 nt
Organism: Neltuma alba
Lineage: Eukaryota; Viridiplantae; Streptophyta; Magnoliopsida; Fabales; Fabaceae
Product: plant cysteine oxidase 2-like
Exons: 5
Coding region: 320-1168 (282 amino acids)
Molecular function (GO): oxidoreductase activity, acting on single donors with incorporation of molecular oxygen, incorporation of two atoms of oxygen
Source: RefSeq, a predicted model, not a curated record